AUGACAAUUUUUAGGAAAUACAAUUCAAAUCCCGAUAAUACGGCGGGCCUUCCGUCGCCUGACCUUAGUCCAGCGGAAUCCCGUCUAACCAAGCCAAGGUCGUUUCGCCAUCGCCGCAGAACAACACGUGAGACGAGAGUUACCAGCAGUCGAGCCCCGCUUGAAUUUCAGACCUCCGUCGUCCGAUCUUCAUCCCGCCGGCAGCCGCUGAGCAGCGCCGCCGUACGUCGACAGCACCGGCGGCCAUCUCUUUCCUACGCACCCGAAACUAUCAGCAAAGUCCUGCAAUGGAGAUUAAUUUCACAGUCUGCCCCAAUCCAAAUCGGAGAGGCCCUUUUCGGUCCUGACGAGGGGAUUGGCCCACGAUGCUUCCUAGCUGGCGCGGCGGGCCUGCUCGGGAACUUCACUCUGAAUUACGGGCUCUACUUGAAUUUAGAUUUUGCCGCCACAACCGACAAAAACGCACUUGUCCAAUUCAAAACUUCCAUCACCUCCGACCCUUACCGUCUCUUGGCCACAAACUGGUCGAUCCAUACCUCUUCCUCCUCUGUUUGUCAAUGGAUUGGUGUUUCGUGCGGCACCGAACACAAUAACAGAGUCACGGGACUUAACAUUUCCGGUUUUGGCCUCAGAGGAACUCUGUCCCCACAUCUUGGGAACUUGACGUUUUUAAAAUACUUAGACAUCAGUUAUAAUAAUUUCACGGGGCCCAUACCUCGCGAGCUGUCUCGUCUGCGCCGCCUGAGGUCUAUAGAUAUGGGAUUCAACUCGUUCGCCGGACAAAUACCAACCUGGUUUGGGGCGUUUCCUCAACUCGAGAUAAUGCGUCUGAAUAACAACACGUUCACAGGGGCCAUACCUCAAGAGUUGUCCCUCUUGCAGGGCCUGAGGCAUAUAGAUAUGGAAGCCAAUUCACUGACCGGACAAAUUCCAGUGUGGUUUGGCGCUUUACCUCAACUUGAGCGACUGAACCUUAGAAACAACAAACUCAACGGAAAGAUUCCGGAGGAGAUUGGCAAUUGUUCUUCCCUGCAAAUACUAUAUUUGACGCUUAACCAAUUGACUGGUUCCAUUCCGUACAUUAUCUUCAAUUUGUCAUCCAUUAGAGAGAUUCGAGCUUCGUUUAAUCACCUCUCGGGUACGCUUCCAAGUGAUAUGUGCAACAAUCUACCCAACCUGACUUUUCUUUCGGUGUCGAGCAAUCAAUUGGAGGGCACCAUUCCACCAAAUAUAGGCAACUGCACAAAUCUCGAGGUCCUUUCGUUAUCCAUCAACCGUUUCAAUGGUAUAAUUCCAACUGAAAUUGCAAGUUUGAGCAUGCUUAAGGAGUUGUAUCUGGGAGCUAACGAGUUUAAAGGUAAUUUACUAAAAGAGCUGAAUAAGUUGGCAUUCCUUGAGGCAUUCUUCGUGGGCAGCAAUCAAUUGUCCGGAUCAAUCCCACAAUUGAUCUUCAACAUAUCAACUUUGAAGGUUUUAGAUCUUACAGAUAAUCACUUCACUGGAAGUCUUCCUCUCUCUCCAGAGCUCUCACUUUCAAAUCUCAGAAAAUUGUAUUUGUGGGGCAAUAAACUCAAUGGGGAGAUUCCUAUUUCUAUCAACAAUGCUUCUAAUCUAUAUAGGUUGGAAUUGGAAAAAAACUUAUUCAGUGGCUCCAUACCCAACUUGGGCAGCUUAAGGCUCUUACGUAGGCUUUACAUUUGGGGUAAUUCUCUGAGUGGAUUAGGAUUUAUCUCUUCAUUAGCUAAUUGCCAGUUCUUGGAGUAUUUAGAGAUUUCAGAAAACCCACUUAACGGCAUCCUCCCAGAUUCCAUUGGGAAUUUAUCAAAAUCUCUUACAGGUUUCCAGGCAUAUGACUGCAACAUUAACGGAGUUAUUCCUUCUACCAUCGGAAACCUGAUUGGUCUGCAACUUAUAAACUUAUCAGAAAAUCAAAUCACAGGAGUUAUACCUCCAACAUUAGGGAAAUUAAAUCGGCUUCAGAGAUUAUCUCUUCAUGCCAAUCAACUGCAUGGGUUUAUACCUCAAGAUAUUUGUGGGAUGAGUAAUAUAGGUGAAUUGUACCUUGAUGAAAAUAACCUCACAGGUCCCAUACCUGAAUGCUUCGGUGAGCUUAAAUCCCUAAGAUAUGUCUACUUAGGUUCUAACAAGUUGAAUUCCAGCAUACCUCUCAACUUCUGGAAUUUGAAGGACCUUUUGUUUCUCAACUUGUCCUCAAACCGUUUGAGUGGUCAACUUCCAUAUGAAAUUGCAGGUUUGAGACAACUAAAUCAGCUAGAUUUGUCCUAUAAUCAAUUUUCUGGAGACAUUCCAAGAUCAAUCGAUGGUUGCGAAUCAUUAACGUCUCUAAAUUUGUCAGAUAACAAAUUUGAAAGAUCCAUUCCUCCAUCACUGGGAAAUAUCAGAAACUUAAUGGCAUUGGAUUUAUCUAACAAUAAUAUUUCGGGGCUAAUACCUGAGUCCUUACAGGGCCUCAAAUUCCUUCAAUACUUUAAUGUGUCUUACAACAAAUUGGAAGGAAUGAUUCCCACAGGUGGCCCUUUUGUUAACAUUACUUCUCAAUCUUUUCUUCACAACUCUGCUCUUUGUGGAGAUCAAAGAUUUCAAGUGCCCCCAUGCAUUGGGAACAAUCUCAAGAAGAAUUCUAGACUGAAGAAAGUUGAUCGGCUGAUGAAGUAUAUUGUGCCUCCAUUCAUUUCAGUUAUCAUAUUAACAGCCAUUAUACUACUUGUGUUGGUGAGGACACGAAAACCAAAAAGAGUGCUUGCUCCUACUGAUGAUGUUUUGCUUGGUGUUACUUGGAGAAGAAUCUCAUACAUAGAACUUGUUAGGGGAACUGACGCCUUCAACGAAACAAACUUACUUGGAAACGGCAGCUUUGGUUCGGUUUUCAAAGGGGUGCUUUCUGAUGGACUAAAUGUUGCAGUGAAAGUCUUCAACUCGCAAUUAGAAAGAGUUAUCCGCAGUUUUGAUACGGAAUGUGAAAUACUUAGCAGCAUUCGACACAGAAACUUGGUCCAAAUAAUUGGUUGUUGUAGCAACACAGAAUUCAAAGCUUUGAUUCUCGGGUUCAUGCCAAAUGGCAGCCUCGAGAAAUGGUUGCACUUGGAAAACUGUGUCUUGGAUUUGAUAUCAAGGCUGCAAAUUGCAAUAGAUGUUGCAUUAGCCUUGGAAUACCUCCAUCAUGGCCAUACAUUCCCGGUCGUGCAUUGUGAUAUAAAGCCGAGUAAUGUAUUGCUUGAUGAGGAUAUGGUUGCCCACCUUUGUGAUUUUGGGAUCGCCAAGCUCUUUGAUGAUGGAGAGAAUAUUGUUCUUACGAAAACCUUGGGGACAAUUGGUUAUGCCGCACCAGAGUAUGGAUCAGGAGGCAGAGUGUCAACAAGUGCAGAUGUUUAUAGUUAUGGCAUACUGUUGCUGGAAAUGUUCACGAGCAAGAAGCCAACUGAUGAUAUUUUCAAUGAAGAGAUGAGCUUGAAGGAGUGGGUACUUGAAGCGAUACAAGAAAAUACUGUUGCUAAAAUUGUGGGCCCUAAUUUGCUAGCAAGUGAAGAUCAGAAUUUUCAUGCAAAGGAAGAAUGUUUCUCGUCUAUCUUUGGCUUGGCAAUGAAAUGUCUAGCUGUAAUGCCUGAUGAAAGGAUUAACAUGAUGGAAACGACAGCUACAUUGCAGAGGAUUAAAGCUAAAUUUGUGGCUGACACUACAAAUCAUCAACAAUAUGCAUUGUCCAUUAUUUCGAGACAAUAG
Striga hermonthica is the source of this 3741-nucleotide messenger RNA. The record is from the annotation of a GenBank genome assembly. NCBI's taxonomy places the organism in Eukaryota, Viridiplantae, Streptophyta, Magnoliopsida, Lamiales, Orobanchaceae.